Messenger RNA from Phaeodactylum tricornutum CCAP 1055/1, 1614 nucleotides. RefSeq lists its product with no specific name. The record is from RefSeq and is a predicted model, not a curated record. NCBI's taxonomy places the organism in Eukaryota, Bacillariophyta, Bacillariophyceae, Surirellales, Neidiaceae. The coding region runs from base 256 to 1614 and encodes 452 amino acids. The transcript has 4 exons.
UUGAUUGCAAGCAACACAUUUAACAGCUUAACUGGUAGCAUCUAAUGACUACUGGCACUUCAAUUAUAUCAAGAAACAAAAUUCAUGCAUUCAUUUCUCAGCAUCUAUUGUUCACUUGAUUCUUGUCACCAGCCACAAAAAGAUAUUUAUAGCGAAACCCAUCAUGUCUUUUCCAAGUGUGCAUAUUCUCACUGCAGUGUUGCUGUUGUCACACCAAGGAAAGUUUGGAAAUGAUUGAAGCUUUUGGAAUACCCAAUGAUGAAAGCAUGUGCUUGGGAUAAGGAAGGAGUUAAUGGUGUCAAUUUGUCUCGGAUGUGGAGCAGGGCUGUCCAGCCUCACGUCUUCCUUGUUACAACAAGCUCACAUUUGAGUCGUUUCUGCAUACCAACCUUCAUUUUGUUGACUGUGAUAUACUGCAUUGGUCAUUGUUCCUAUCCACAACCUGCUUUCUCAAGUUGGUGCUUUAGUUUGUCGGAAAUCUUGGGCAUGGUCCAAUUUGGCAUUGUUUGGGGGUCUAGUGCUACUUGUGAUUCCGCAAUUCCUGCUGCUCUCUUUGCUUGUCAGCGCACUUCUCCAGGACGCAUCCGACAGUACCAGUCUGACAAGUGCUUUGAUGCACAGUCCUACACAGUAUGCUCCACAACCGUAACUGGUGUCGCAACUUCCACCACGUUGCGGAAACAAUCCAUUCCGGAUUGUGGACCCCCCGACGGCGCCUUCGGCGUUCCGCUCGACUUUGUGGUCUUCCAGUCCGCCCGCGAACAGGCGUUGUCGACCGCUACCAUCCCACGGCCCUUUAAGAACACGUCGGAUACCAUGCUACGGUGGGGCCCCAACCGCACGCAGAUGGUGUCCAUUGGCAGUUCUCGGUGUUGGAUAACAUUUCCCGGUGUACACGCUGCUGCACAUGUUGGACCUGCUGGAACGGCACCCUUUGUUGCUGCGUCUCUAUUUGGAGUCGAUGAUAUGUCGUUCGGAGAAUCAAUAACUAGGCCACGGGUCUGCCUUUGCCGAGUCAAUAAGAUAAGUCCAAUCGAAGCCGUCAAUGAAAGCAAGGCACAGGUGGUUCCGAAAACCAAUCAACAAAUCGCUUACACGUCAGACAUUCUUCAAACUUCAGUGACACCGGCCAAAGAUACAAAACCUCGACCGUUCCAGUUUCGGCAGGAGACGGAACACUCAAUACAGAACUGUUUUCAGGGCCCCGCAUAUGACAAUGACAACCUCCUGAGUGAGGAAGAAGACAUGAGCAUUGCUCUUGGUUGGCCAUCAAUGCCAAUUGUGCUAGAGGAUGCGACGGACCUUCGUUCUCUGGUUGACUCGAUCACAAAAAGUCCCAUAAGCUCGGUCUCGACACGUCCCGUGUCCUUUGCUCCUGCCGAUCCGUUUCCAAGCACCCUAGAGACACACACUCUGUGUUACGGUAUACACCAUCGCGACAUGUCUGUGCGACAGGUAAAAGAUACCAACAGGAACGUGGGUGGUGAUCAUGUUGAUGACGGCGAUGGUACCGUUGAAUUUGUGUCGGCCUUAUUGUACGACACGAUGUAUUCGCGGGAUGAUUAUGGGAAUCCUUUGGAAGAGGAUACAGGAAAGGAUUAUACGAAUGAAUGA